AUGGUUCCCAACUGCUUCUUCAUCCGACUGCCUCCCCCAGCCGCCCUUCUCGUUCUCGCCGCCGUCCUGCGCCUCUCCUCGGCCCAUGUGCUCCCUCGAGAGUUGCCCCCUCGAGAGUCGAGAAGCCUUCCGAUGCCGACGCUCAGUGCCAGGCCCUCGCCCCUGGCUGCCACUCCGGCCCCGACGCGGCCUGCCCGGCUCCGUGAGCGCGACUCGUACAACACCGUCUGCGGGUACAUAGGAGGAAACCCCGCGCUGCCGGCGACCUGUACCGAAGGUUCGCACUGCGCCGUCGACGUCCAGCAUGGAGUCAUGGGCUGCUGUCCCGAUGGCCAUGAGUGCACCCGCGGCAUCUUCACCGGCUGCGUCGACAAGAACAGCAGUCCCCAGACCCUCAGGGACCCAUACGUCUUCACCUGCCAGGGCGGCGACGUCUGCUACCGCAACUCGUUUGACGGCGGCUUCUAUCAGUACGGCUGCGGCUCUGCCUCGCACCUCGCCACCGACGUGGCCUCGACGGCUCCCGGCCGCGACCCCCUCGACGUGAGCCACGUCACCCUCGCCCUCACCGCGACGCCCACGCCUCUGGCCACGCCCGUCGUCAUCGGCACCCUCUCCUCGUCGGCCUCGGGCGCCAAGUCGGAUCCGGGCCAGGCAAGCAGUCUGAGCCCAGCCGUGCCAUCCGCCGCCGCCGAAGCAGGCGCGCCACCCAAGGACGCCCGCUCGCCCAACACAGCCGCCAUUGUGGGAGGGACCAUUGGCGGCGUCGCUGCCUUGGUGCUUCUGCUUGGCCUUUGUAUCAUGCUGUUUCGACGGAAAAGGGGCCACGGGCGCGGGCCUGGUCAGGACACGCGCUACAUCAGCCCCAUGGCCGAUGCACGCCAUCAUUUUGAGCCUCUGCCAUCGUCGCAGUCAGCUGGUCCGGAAACAGGAGCAAUGAGGCAUCGUCCGCUGGGGUCUUCCAAUCUGGCCGCAGCGCCGGACAGUGACAACUCGGCCGCGCCGCAGCCCAAGUUUCUCAGCGACGGCGCGCCUCCGAAUGGCGCUGGGAAGCCCAGAGGGCCCCCUCGAGAUUUGGAACUCGAUCAGGUGCCGCUGACAAGAGGAGUCGACGGCCUGUCCCCGGGCGUGAGGACGACGCGAGCAGCGUCCCCAGAGAAUGACAACGCGACACUGGCCACCGACGACAGCGCAAGCUCGUACCGCGGACCGCGCCGGAGCGGAGGGGGAGCCCUGUGGCAGCAGAAUCGCAGACAACGCCGCAACUUGAUGUGGAUAUGA
Hirsutella rhossiliensis is the source of this 1281-nucleotide messenger RNA. RefSeq lists its product as uncharacterized. Bases 1 to 1281 code for a protein of 426 amino acids. The transcript has 2 exons. NCBI's taxonomy places the organism in Eukaryota, Fungi, Ascomycota, Sordariomycetes, Hypocreales, Ophiocordycipitaceae. The record is from RefSeq and is a predicted model, not a curated record.